AUGAAAAACACAAGAAAGAAAAAGCGUUUCAACAACUCAAAGGCCAAAGGCAAUGAUAAGAACAAGAGAGAUAUUGGAUGGCUAACCAUGGGUGAGCCCUGGUCGGUUGGUGCUGGUCUGGUCUGCUCCUGGCCUAUGACCUAUGGCUCUGAGGUUGGAUACUGGGAGACGAAAUCUUCACCAGCUUGCCAUGCGGAGUUCGGGAGGGCCAAUCCACUGCUUCGCAUAUCAGAAUAA
Molecule: messenger RNA, 237 nt
Organism: Dovyalis caffra
Lineage: Eukaryota; Viridiplantae; Streptophyta; Magnoliopsida; Malpighiales; Salicaceae
Source: the annotation of a GenBank genome assembly